AUGGAAACUCGGCCGAAAUCAGAGCGAAUUAAAACAGUUGAAUAUGCUCUCUGCAAAAUCCCGCUUGUCUUUCUGCUUCUGUACUUCUUCCUGUGCUCCCUUGAUGUUUUAAGCUCUGCUUUUCAACUAGCUGGAGCUUUAUUUUCAAUUUUAAAGCGGCACUCCCGUCUGUCUCUCUUGAUCUGUCUCUCUAUCCCAGGCAGGGUAGCAGGGGAUGUCUUCCAGGAAAAUGCCAUCCUCUCUAACCCAGUAGCAGGGCUGGUGGUGGGGAUACUGGUGACAGUGUUAGUCCAGAGCUCCUCCACCUCUACAUCCAUCAUAGUCAGCCUUGUCUCUUCGGGUUUGCUGGAUGUUCAGUCAGCCAUUCCUAUCAUCAUGGGUUCCAACAUUGGAACAUCAGUCACCAAUACAGUUGUUGCUCUGAUGCAGGCUGGGGAGAGAGAGGAGUUUGAAAGGGCAUUCGCUGGAGCUACAGUCCAUGACUGUUUAAACUGGUUGUCAGUUUUGGUGCUUCUCCCUUUGGAAGCCGUGAGCGGUCUACUGAGGCAUCUGUCACAGGCUGUAGUCAACACGCUACAGCUCAGUACUGGAGAAGAAUCUCCUGAACUUCUCAAAGUCCUCACUGAGCCACUUACUAAAAUGAUUAUCCAGCUGGACCGGUCAGUCAUUACAGCCAUCGCUAGGGGAGACCAGAGUGUGAGGAACAAGAGUCUAGUGAAGCAGUGGUGUCAAACCACAACCGUGGAGGACAAUGAAACAUCCUGGGGAGCACACAACCUUUCAGAGCACACACAGAAAUGCAGGCAUCUCUUUGUGGACUGCUCUUUGUCAGACUUGGCUAUAGGUCUGAUCCUCCUGGCUUGCUCCCUGUUGGUGCUGUGCAGCUGUUUGAUACUGCUGGUUAAACUGCUCAACUCCCUGCUGAAGGGCCAGGUGGCCAGGGCUCUUAAUAAAGUCAUUAACACAGAUUUCCCUUACCCUUUUACCUGGCUGGCAGGUUAUCUGGCUCUACUAAUGGGAGCUGGCAUGACCUUUUUGGUUCAGAGUAGUUCUGUCUUCACCUCGGCCAUCACUCCUCUCAUAGGGAUCGGUGUAAUCAGUAUUGAAAGGGCCUACCCUUUAACCCUGGGGUCCAACCUCGGAACCACUACAACAGCUACAGUGGCAGCCCUGGCUAGUCCAGGAGAUAAGCUAGUAGCUGCCACACAGGGGUCCAGCCGAAACAGAGUAAAAACACCUGUUUUGUACCUUGUCCUCUGCUUCCUGCUACUCCCAUUGCUGGUGUUUGCCCUCUCCAUGGCUGGCUGGAAGGUGAUGACUGGGAUUGGCGUUCCAGUCAUUACUGUGAUUAUAUUUUUCGCAACAGUAAACAUGCUCCAGGCAUGCAGACCUGACUGUUUGCCCCUUACACUGCAAAACUGGGACCUCCUCCCUGUUUGGAUGACCUCGUUGCAACCCCUGGAUAGUGUCAUCACCAGGAUGACCCUGUGGUGCUGGCAAGGGAGAGGUUGGAGUUUUAAGGGAAGUGAUGGCCCAGUAACAUCAAUGGAGACACAAAGAGAACUCAGCAAGCCUGGAUUUUGUGAUCUACAAUAUAAUGGGGGAAACAACAGAGACACCACAGCUAACGGCAUGUCUUCAGACCACAACAUUCUUAAAAUGUAUGCAGUGUGGUUCAUCAAGAAAAAAACUAACUCAACCACUCAGGUCAAUUAA
Molecule: messenger RNA, 1716 nt
Organism: Xiphias gladius (swordfish)
Lineage: Eukaryota; Metazoa; Chordata; Actinopteri; Istiophoriformes; Xiphiidae
Product: sodium-dependent phosphate transport protein 2A-like
Exons: 12
Coding region: 1-1716 (571 amino acids)
Biological process (GO): sodium-dependent phosphate transport; intracellular phosphate ion homeostasis
Cellular component (GO): brush border; vesicle; apical plasma membrane
Molecular function (GO): sodium:phosphate symporter activity
Source: RefSeq, a predicted model, not a curated record